Fonsecaea monophora is the source of this 963-nucleotide messenger RNA. RefSeq lists its product as hypothetical. The record is from RefSeq and is a predicted model, not a curated record. Gene Ontology annotation, biological process: iron import into the mitochondrion. Lineage: Eukaryota; Fungi; Ascomycota; Eurotiomycetes; Chaetothyriales; Herpotrichiellaceae. The coding region runs from base 1 to 963 and encodes 320 amino acids. The transcript is spliced from 8 exons. Gene Ontology annotation, cellular component: mitochondrial membrane. Gene Ontology annotation, molecular function: ferrous iron transmembrane transporter activity.
AUGUCAGUGUCGAGCAGCCCGGAUGCAGUACCUGGUGAAGAAUAUGAGUAUGAAGCUCUACCACCAAACUACGGUCUCGGACACAAUAUGUUGGCCGGCGCGUUCGCAGGCAUUGCUGAACAUACAGUCAUGUAUCCGGUGGACUUGAUGAAGACACGGAUGCAAAUCAUAAACCCUGCAGCCGGCGGCCUGUAUACGGGGCUUUCACAUGCAGUCUCUACGAUAUAUCGAAUAGAAGGCCUGCGGACGCUAUGGAGAGGAGUGACCAGUGUCAUUGUUGGUGCAGGCCCUGCUCAUGCCGUAUAUUUUGGCACCUACGAAGUGGUGAAAGAAUUUGCAGGUGGGAACAAAGCAGAUGGCAAACAUCAUCCUCUCGCUGCUGCUGCGAGCGGAGCGUGCGCAACCAUUGCGAGUGACGCUUUGAUGAAUCCUUUUGAUGUCAUAAAACAACGGAUGCAGGUACAUGGAUCGACCUACCGGUCGAUAUCGCAAUGCGCCCGUUCCGUCUGGCGCGCUGAGGGUCUUUCUGCGUUCUACGUAUCCUACCCUACGACACUAUGUAUGACAGUUCCCUUCACGGCUACGCAAUUCAUGGCCUACGAAUCUCUCUCCAAAGUCAUGAAUCCCCGGAAAGAGUAUGAUCCGAUUACACAUUGCGUGGCUGGUGGCUUGGCCGGAGCCUUUGCGGCCGGCAUUACCACUCCGCUGGAUGUGAUCAAGACUUUGCUCCAGACGAGAGGAUUGAGUCAACAAGCCGAGAUACGCAAUGUACGAGGAUUAGUCCACGCUGCGUCCAUUAUCAAGAAAGAGUUCGGCUGGAGGGGAUUUAUGAGAGGUUGGCGGCCUCGAAUUAUCACCACCAUGCCAAGCACCGCCAUCUGCUGGUCGUCAUAUGAAAUGGCAAAGGCUUACUUCAAGAGGACGCUUCGGGAAGAACAGACAUCUCAUACCAAUAAGUUAUGA